UUUACAUGUAGUAGCACGCGAAUGUGCUGCCAUCGUACACAAUUUUAGAGUAACAUUUUUAACAAAAAAAUAUCUCGCCUAAAUUGGGGGUAUUUCAUACACGUUUUGUGUGGCGGCCAUCGUGCACGUACUUUUCCUUUGUUAGUGAAAUAAUUGUGUUUUUACUAAGUUAAGUGUAGUGUUUUGUGUUUGCGGAUAAAAUGGGAAAACGCAAACAUCGUGAGGAAGAUGAGGAAGAUUACUUGGAAAGAAAAAUCCGAAGUCUCGAGAGGAAAAGAUUGAAGAUUCGUCGCAGGCGCCGUCAUCGUAGUUAUAGCCCUAGUACGUCCUCAUAUACAGAUAAUGAAUAUGAGUAUGCGGACCAAGAUAUCGGUGAGCCCGAUCCCUUGCUAGAGGAUUCGCAAUAUGAAGAAUCCCCAUUGACCAACAAUACUGUAUACGACUUAACCGAUGAUGAGGUCGGUGCUUCAACGUCGGGUGCGCUGCCUGCUGCUGGCGGGCUGUGA
Leguminivora glycinivorella is the source of this 506-nucleotide messenger RNA. RefSeq lists its product as uncharacterized. The coding region runs from base 201 to 506 and encodes 101 amino acids. The transcript has 2 exons. The record is from RefSeq and is a predicted model, not a curated record. NCBI's taxonomy places the organism in Eukaryota, Metazoa, Arthropoda, Insecta, Lepidoptera, Tortricidae.